This is a messenger RNA of Raphanus sativus (radish), 464 nucleotides long. RefSeq lists its product as uncharacterized. Bases 112 to 339 code for a protein of 75 amino acids. The transcript has a single exon. Lineage: Eukaryota; Viridiplantae; Streptophyta; Magnoliopsida; Brassicales; Brassicaceae. The record is from RefSeq and is a predicted model, not a curated record.
CUCGUGUCCACAUUUGUUCAAGAUUAUAAUUAUAAACACGCCCCCCUCGUGAAAGUAAAAACGCAAACAUCAUAAGAAACAUAAUUCUUCUGGCUUCACUGACGAUUUGUGAUGGAGAAGAAGAAGGCCAAUCAUGGAGAUGACGGGCAUGAUUGUAUUUGUGUUCCUCCUAUCCAUAGCCAAGUCGUGAAGAUAAAGAAAGAGUUUGAGAAGAUACACCACCCGUCGCUAAGGCAGCCUGAGAUGCCAAGAGUGCUUAGAAAGAUCAUGGCUCCACGGCGUUCCCGUUCUCCACUCGGGUUAGAUGAAAGAGAGAGACCCAUCUCCGUUGGCAAUUGAUAGCAAGGAAAAAGAGAGAGAUGAAAAGGAGACGAGAUAGGUUAUCCUCUUGUGUGUUAAUUAGGGUUUCUCUUUUGGAUUUCAAUGUAAAUAUCUUUGGUUAACGUGAUAAGUCUCCUGUUCAA